Messenger RNA from Cyphomyrmex costatus, 1465 nucleotides. Its product is annotated as CD63 antigen. Gene Ontology annotation, cellular component: plasma membrane. The transcript is spliced from 5 exons. The coding region runs from base 551 to 1363 and encodes 270 amino acids. Lineage: Eukaryota; Metazoa; Arthropoda; Insecta; Hymenoptera; Formicidae. The record is from RefSeq and is a predicted model, not a curated record.
UGCGAACGACGUUUACUUAUCGUCCCGCGGAAAUACGCUCUUCGCCAAAUCUCUCUCGCUCCGCGAUGCAUUCCUCGCGUCGCGAUCGGAGGACGAUCGCGCGACAAGAGAGCCUUGCGUUCGACGACGCUCUCCUACCUGCGCUCUCCGGUUUGAUUCUACGCGUUCGAUCGAAACGAAAAGAAAAAAAAAAAAAAAAACAAAGUACCGUUGAUUUUUCGUAACUCGAGGAGAAUCGUGGGGAAUCUCGGAAGACGCGAAAGGACGAUCUCGAGUCACGAGGCAAGGCGUUGUCGCGUUAGUCCGUCACCGAAAGAUAUGUAUAUUCUUGGAGUAUACAAGAUAACGUCCGUGCAUUAUGAUUCUUCAAGUACACACAAAGUCAUCGCCAAUGACUGCACGAAUCCGCACGUUAUCAAAGCUCAUUGGAAAAUGCUGUUGCAACGCAAGUCCGAUUAGGUGCAAUUGCGCGUCGUCGUAGGCCCAGUGUCUAGACCGUGUCGUACAGUCAGCCACAAUUAUCGAUCGCUAUUAUAUACCAACGGUAUAGAUGUCUAAAGGAUAUAAAAAGGAGGCUUCGUUGACGGGGGUGAUGAUAAUAUCGGUCGGCACGACAAUCUACGCUGUUUACGAGAACUUUUCACAUUUUCUGGAUACAAGCUAUUUUUCACCAGCCACCGUCUUAAUCGUAGUUGGAAUACUGGUCUUCAUAAUUGCUUUUAUGGGAUGUUGCGGCGCACUCAGGGAAAGCACCUGUAUGGUCCUUGUGUUUGCAGUCUUACUGUCUGUUGUUUUGAUAAUGGAACUUGCCGCCGCUGUUGCUGCAUAUGCCUUGCAAAACGGUAUCAAGGAUCUCCUGGCUGAGAAUAUCAAGAUGACGAUGAAUCAAUACGAAAAGAAUGAAGAAGCCAAGUUUGCAAUUGAUUUUAUGCAAUCUAGAUUACGUUGUUGCGGGUAUAAUAGCUACUUGGAUUGGAACUACGUCAAUACGUUCAAUAAUACGCGUACAGAUGUACCUGACUCUUGCUGCUCAUAUCUAGUGGAUGAGCUUUCAGAUCGCUGUUAUGGGAAAUAUCAGGAAGGUUGUAUUAGCCGCCUUUCUAUUAUUGUUCACCGUAGUGCACUAUACAUCGGCACAGGAGCUAUAGCAAUCGCCCUUAUUCAGCUAACGGGAAUCAUGUUCGCGUGUAUGCUUGGCCGAGCUAUCAGGCGUCAAAAGACAGAAAGGGAAAGACGUCGUUGGGAAUUACGAGAAAAUUUAGUGAACGGUUACGAACCAUUGGGAAAAUCCGAUCCCGUAACUACGUUUCCCAUAGUGUAUAUGGCGCCAGAUUAUCCACUGAAAGGCGAUCAGAAAUGUUAAUAUUUUGAUGUAAAAAUCGAGUAUUUGAUUGUAUAAAACCAUAAUUUUUUUAAGUUUCUCGGGUUCACAAAGAAAUUUGCAAAAAUUGAGUAAUGAAGAGAG